Messenger RNA from Prorocentrum cordatum, 648 nucleotides. Lineage: Eukaryota; Dinophyceae; Prorocentrales; Prorocentraceae. The record is from the annotation of a GenBank genome assembly.
GGUGCCGAGCUCGACGCCAAGGACUCGUGGGACGACACCCCCCUGCACAUGGCGGCCCGCGCUGGCCACGAGAAGGUGUGCGCGCUGCUGACUCGGCGGGGCGCCGAGCUCGACGUGGCCAACGCGCAGUCAGGACCCCGCUGGUGGUCGCCGCCCAGGCGGGGCACCUUGCCGCCUGCCGCGCCCUGCUCGCCGCCGGCGCCGGCGCGGGCGAGCUGCCGGGGGAGGACCGAGCUGCCGCCCCUGCUGCAGGAGCUCCGCCCGGGGCUGCGGGAGGAGAGCCUGCGGGCGGCCUCUCGAGGACAGCCGCCGCCGUGGAGGAUUUCGAGGAGCACAUGCGCUGGACCGGUGCGACGCCGACCGACGAGGACCGACUCCGUCGACCGCGGCCUCGUGGCAGAGUGACGAGGACUGACACUUGGACAACGUACGCAUGAUGUGUGAGAGCAUGGGCAACGCGUACGCGUCUGGUGAGUAUGAUCGUGUCGACCAUCUGCCUGCUGGAUGACUGGGAGGACCGCAUGCGGUCCGUGGGCAGCGGUUCGGGCAUGUGAGCGGGGGACCGCAGCGGCUCUCGAGCUGCUCCCACCCCCCCUGUCUGGCGGGCAUUCGCUCCUCCCACCCGUCCGCGCGCAGGGGGAGGCGGAU